UGGGAGUGAGAGAGAGAGAGGGACAGAGGGGGGAGGAAGCAGUGGCUGAACACUCGCGCAUUCGGCACCAUCAUGGCACCUAUCGGAUUAAAGGCGGUGGUCGGUGAAAAGAUUAUGAAUGAUGUCAUCAAGAAGGUGAAGAAGAAGGGAGAAUGGAAGGCACUGAUUGUGGAUCAGCUGAGCAUGAGGAUGUUGUCAUCCUGCUGCAAGAUGACAGACAUUAUGACAGAGGGCAUCACCAUUGUGGAGGACAUCAACAAGCGACGAGAACCUCUUCCCAGCCUGGAGGCCAUUUACCUGAUUACACCAACAGAGAAGUCAGUGCACACCCUCAUCGCCGACUUCAAAGACCCACAUUCAGCUAAAUACAAGGCAGCGCACGUGUUCUUCACUGACUCCUGCCCUGAUCCCUUGUUCAAUGAGCUGGUGAAGAGCCGUGCUUCCAAAACCAUCAAGACUCUGACGGAGAUCAACAUCGCAUUCUUGCCCUAUGAGUCUCAGGUGUACUCUCUGGACAAUCCGGAUGCCUUCCACAGUUUCUACAGCCCCCAUAAGACCCAGUUGAAGAACCCCGUUAUGGAGAGGCUGGCCGAGCAGCUCGCCACGCUCUGCGCCACCCUAAAGGAGUACCCUGCUGUCAGAUACCGAGGGGAGUACAAGGACAACGCCACCCUAGCCCAGCUGGUCCAGGACAAACUGGACGCCUACAAGGCCGAUGAUCCCACUAUGGGAGAGGGUCCAGAUAAGGCUCGCUCACAGCUAAUCAUCCUGGACCGAGCGUUCGAUCCCGUCUCUCCUGUCCUGCAUGAGUUGACUUUUCAGGCGAUGGGUUACGACCUGUUGCCCAUUGACAAUGACGUCUACAAGUAUGAGACAAGUGGCAUUGGAGACUCUCGUGAGAAGGAGGUGCUCCUGCACGAAGACGAUGACCUGUGGGUCAGCCUGAGGCACAAACACAUCGCAGAGGUGUCUCAGGAAGUGACACGCCAGCUGAAGGAGUUUUCUGCUAGCAAGAGGAUGAACACUGGUGACAAGACCACGAUGAGGGAUCUGUCUCAGAUGUUGAAGAAGAUGCCUCAGUACCAGAAGGAGCUCAGUAAGUACUCGACCCAUCUGCAGCUGGCUGAGGACUGUAUGAAGCAUUACCAGGGGACUGUGGACAAGCUGUGCCGUGUGGAACAGGAUUUGGCGAUGGGAACUGAUGCCGAGGGCGAGAAGAUCAAAGAUCCCAUGAGGGCCAUCGUUCCCAUCCUGCUGGACGCCAACGUCAGCACCUACGACAAAAUCCGGAUCAUCCUGCUCUACAUCUUCCUGAAGAACGGUAUUACAGAGGAGAACCUGAACAAACUGAUCCAGCACGCUCAGAUCCCUCCUGAGGACAGUGAGAUCAUAACCAACAUGGCUCACCUGGGCGUCCCCAUUGUCACAGACUCUACUCUCCGCCGAGGAAAGAAAUUGGACAGAAAGGAGCGUGUGAGCGAGCAGACCUAUCAACUGUCCCGCUGGACGCCACUCGUUAAGGACAUCAUGGAGGAUGCUAUUGAUGACAAACUGGACACCAAACACUAUCCUUACAUCUCCACGCGCUCCUCCGCCUCCUUCAGCACCACUGCCGUCAGCGCUCGGUACGGCCACUGGCACAAGAAUAAGACACCCGGAGAGUACCGCACUGGCCCACGUGUGAUGGUCUUCAUCAUUGGGGGCGUGUCCUUCAGCGAGAUGCGUUGUGCCUAUGAGGUCACACAGGCCAAUGGGAAGUGGGAAGCAGUCAUUGGUUCCACCCACUUGCUCACCCCCACCAAAUUCUUAUCGGACCUGCAGCACCCUGACUUCCGAGAGUCGACUAGGGUGUCCUUUGAGGACGCAGACCCCUCAGCCGAGUGAGGCAGACAGAAAAUGGGAGGGAGGGAGAGAGAAAUCACACUGACAAAAGAUCAACCCACAUCUUCACCCCCACCAGCCUUCUGGAGCAGCUCAAGGCCAUGAACAAACCAGACGAAGAAGUCGCGAGCUAAAAUCCCUUCCACUGUAUCUCUUAUCCCUAACCCUGCCCCUCCACUUUUAUUCCCUCCCCCAUUAAUUGUGUAUGCAUCUUGCUUGAGAAAAAAACAAAAACAUAGAUAUAAAAAAAAAAUUAUGUUGCAACAAAGAUUUAAACUGUCGCAAGUAUUCAAGUUUUACAGUGGAUGCAAUGAAAUACUUAUCUAAAAAAGUUUAACUAAGAACAGAAAGCUAUUUACGACUGAAAAUACCAAAA
Thalassophryne amazonica is the source of this 2257-nucleotide messenger RNA. RefSeq names its product syntaxin binding protein 1a (gene stxbp1a). NCBI's taxonomy places the organism in Eukaryota, Metazoa, Chordata, Actinopteri, Batrachoidiformes, Batrachoididae. Gene Ontology annotation, cellular component: plasma membrane; secretory granule. Bases 73 to 1884 code for a protein of 603 amino acids. Gene Ontology annotation, molecular function: syntaxin binding. Gene Ontology annotation, biological process: vesicle-mediated transport; intracellular protein transport; neurotransmitter secretion. The transcript has 21 exons. The record is from RefSeq and is a predicted model, not a curated record.